UAGAGAGCAUCGCAACUUGUUUGAAGUUUCUCGUCUAACCACUGAUAUAGUACCUGCGAUUCCCUCCAAUCACGAACUCGCACCGAAUCCUUUUGAAUCUGUUUCAUUCAUUUUUCGCCGUCUUUGUUUUAAUGUACCGUUAAAGAUAGUUUUUGCUUCCUUUGCAGGUUAAUUGCCUGUUAACUUCUAGCUCAGUGUCAUAUUUUGCCUCCAUUCACUUCUGAAUCCAUUGAUGAUGUAAUGGUGGACAUAUUGAAUAAACUUGCAUAUAUUCAAUUGGUUGUCACCUUUAUAUAAGCCAGAUGUCAUUCAUGAUUAUAAGAGGGUAUGUUGUGGUGGUCUCGGUUCACCUCUUUGAGUACUGUCUUCUGAAACUUGACCUGAGGAUGUGUGACCAGUAAAAUGAUACUUCAGACAUGUGUUCCCUGAUCCACAAACAAAGACUGGUACCUUACUCGAGUGAGAAAAUCAACAACAAACUCUUCUUCCCCACCUCUACAUGUCAUGUGAAGAAGAGCACAAAAUGCAGCCCUACCAAAACAGUCCAGGUUAAAACAAAAAGUAGCUUGCAUCCUACUGUUAAUGUGAAGACAAGGGUCCCACGUAUCCCACAUGGCAAAGUCUCAACACGAGAGAUCCCAUUUAAGUGGGAGGGUCCAUCUCAUCGUCUGGAGAUAACACCUCCACAGGAACCAGAACGCUCCCAGUCUCCUCUCCGAAUAGAAGAUCUCGUCCCUGAUGAAGAAGAGACACUGCAUGGACUCAUCAAUCAGUACGAGAGGAAGAUCGACAGCCUGGUGACAGAGGUCAACUCUCUGAAAAAUGAGAUGAGAAUUUUUUUUGUCAUUUUUAUUGUCAUUCUUUUCUUUCAACGAAAAUAGAGAAUUAUAUACCUAGAAAAAUUGAUUC
This is a messenger RNA of Carassius gibelio (silver crucian carp), 909 nucleotides long. Its product is annotated as outer dense fiber protein 2-like. Lineage: Eukaryota; Metazoa; Chordata; Actinopteri; Cypriniformes; Cyprinidae. The record is from RefSeq and is a predicted model, not a curated record. The transcript has 4 exons. Gene Ontology annotation, cellular component: centrosome. The coding region runs from base 417 to 881 and encodes 154 amino acids. Gene Ontology annotation, biological process: regulation of cilium assembly.